UGAACCUAGUGGAGACAGACUCAACACCAGGGGGUGUCCAGCUGGUCAACCCUUACAGGACCAACAAAGUAGAUUGCAUGGACUUGGUUCAGCUUGCACAAGAAAUCCAGAAGGCAGACAAAUUUGUUCAUGCCAAUGUGAGCAACAAGCUCCAAGUCAUAGCUGAACAAGUGAGAUUCCUUCAAGAUCAGGCCCGAAGAGUCCUGGAAGAAGCUAAAGAAAAUGCUGACCUUCACCAUGUGCCUUGCAACAUUGUCAAGAAACCAGGAACAAUCUACCACCUCUAUAGAAGGUCAUCAGGACAGAGAUACUUAUCACUGCUGAGCCCCCAGGAGUGGGGUAGCACCUGCCCCCAUGAGUUUUUGGGAAGUUACCGCCUUGAGCACGAUCAUUCUUGGACCCCAGAACACAAAAUGGAAGCCAGAUCAAAUGACCAGCAAAUGAUCAACAAGAUCCUGACCUGCUCUAAUACUUUAUCAAUAACCAUGGGAGAUAAAUGAAACUUUUCAGGACAUGUUUUUGAGAUUUUGUUACAUGCAUACUCGUGUUAUUUUAAUGUAAUGAAAUUCAAUUAUGUAUAGUGUUGGUAAACCUCUAGUAUUAUUUUCUAAUUUUUUUUUUUGUAUGUAAUUUCUGAUAACUUUUAAUCCUUCUUUAAAAGUUGCAACUGUAUGAGGUUUAUCAAAAUUAUGUGUAUAUUUUGCUGAAUCUUUUCUAUGUUUAAGUGUUUGAAAGGAAAGGAAGUUUUCCCCGAAUGAUAUGUAUCACACUGGUAAUAGUAAUUGUUGGAGCAUGUUGUGUAAAUCUUUGUAUAUAAUUAUCAACUGUAUGGGUAUGCAAGAGGUUAUUUACAUUUUCUUGCUCAAGACUUUUGUUUGAGAAAGUCAUAAUUUUACUGAUUUAUAAUGUUCCAAAAGGAAAUAGAGAAUUAUUUUUACAUAUUUUGUUAAUGUAUGAGCUCUUAAGUAAAAAGUAAAAGCAAAAUUGCUUACCUGAUCUUAUUUACUUUUUUUGUGGAAAGUAAAGGUUAUUUUUAUUGCUAUUAUCAGUUUUAAUUAUAAUAAUACUAAUAAUGAUUAUACUAAUACUGAUGAUAAUAGUAAUAUUGAGAAUGAUAACUAAUGAAAAAUUCGAACUUAUUAUUCCAAAAAGUUCGAGAUUAGGGUAAACACGAGAUCAGAUAUGCAGGUUCAGUAACUUGUAGAGUCCUCUUUUUAUUAACAAAAUUAAUGAAACAAAACUACAGUAGACAUUGCUUGUAACCAUAGCCAUUGGGUAAACCAAAUUUACUUUACUUAGUUGUGUUGUCACUUGUUCAUCAUAUAGCUGGUGAAAAGUGGUCUUGCAUGGCAUUCACCAAUAUGUUCUGUUUAUAUUGUUUUUGUGUGUGCCCUUGCUGAAAGCUAGUCUAAUUGUACUUUUGAAAAAGUGAAUACUAUACCAAUUUUAUAUAUUUAUGACUACCUGAUAUCUUGUGACAAUUUUGUAAAUUAUAUUUAAUAAAAAUAUCAGGUUAUAAAGCUAUUUCCCCCCCACAAAAUUCUUUUCAAGGUGUAUACAUAUACUCUGAAUAUGAGCUCAGAUGACAGGGUGAAGGUAUACAUGCACUCUACUCUGUGAGCCUUCAUUCAUCAAAAUUAUUCCUCUCAGCUUAAUCAUUGGAUCGUGGGAGGCAUGAAAUCAUGCAAUGGCUUUAAUUAAUAGACCCAUUUGUGGAUGGCACCACAUAUUGGCAAAUCCUGCUAUAUGGGCUCAUCAGAGGGAGCUCUUCAUCUGAUAUAACAUUAUUUGUUUAUGGAGGGAACCUUUAAUUUAUUAAACUAAAUGAAACUUUUGCUUACAAAAGACUGCCACAAGGUAUUAGGUCCCUAAAAAUGUGCCGUGUGCAAAUGGUGGAAACUGCCAACUUCCACCAACAACUCCACAUUACUGGCCACUAGCCAGUUUUUUUUAAUACUGCAGUUAAUGGGUUGAUAUUAUUAGAAUGGCAUAUGUUAUUACAGUGAUUACUAAUAUUAGUGCCUAAUGUCUGCUUAAAGGAUAAAUGUGCCUAAGUUUUGAUUAGUGUUUGGGAAUUAAAGCUUCUCCUGUGCCAUGUAUGAAGAUUAAUGGUUACAAAGCAAAAUAAAUGUGCUAGACUUCAAAGAUCAUUAGACAUAAGGUAUAAGGUGAAUAGAUCAAAGUUGUCAAAGGAAAAAGUGAGGGAUGGGGUGUGGGUAGAAAGGGUGUACGGGAACAUGAGUAGGAGGGGGAUCACUGAGUCUAGAGAGGAUGGGAAAUAAGAGUUUGGAGAGUGGAUGAGGUAUAGGCAUGUUAUUUUGGGUCAUAAUCAGAUAAUAUUGAAUGCCCUUGACAGUUUUUAGAAUGGUUGGGGAGGUCUGAGAAAUGUGGGGGAGAAGAGGGGACAUAGUUUUGAGGGGCAGAGGAAGAUGUAGGUGUAGGAGAUGAUGAAGUGGAACAUUUAGCUGUGGUGAGUAGAGUGAGGAGGAGGAGGGGUCAGCACUAGGGAAGUAGAGAUUGGAGUGUCUGAGUUUAGAAUGGCAGAAGAGUUUGACUGGGAGAGGGAGUGGGUAGAAGUGGGAAUGUUUGAAGUAGGAAGAGGAGAUACUGGGGAAGAUGUAGAAACAUCUUGGAAAAAAGGGGAAGUUCAGAGCAAAGGCAGCAGUAUUUCAAAGAUUUGUAGAAGUGGAAGUUGUAGGAUGAGGAUGGGAGGAAGAGGAAUGGUGUUGAGUGAGGUAGUACUAUGGGGAGGUGCACAAAAAAGUUUCAUAGUAGUAUUAAGGGAGGAAGGGGUUGAAAGGGGAGAAGAUUUUAGAAGAUGAGGAGAUGGAGUGAAGGAUGUUGGGACAGAGGAAGGUUUGGUAAAGGGGCAAGCCUUAACCUGUUGGAUCUGGGUGACGUGACCAUAAUGCCAUGAAAAAAUACGUGUCGCGGGGCUGGUCAUGGGAAAAAAAAUGGCUGUAAGCUGGUUGCAGGUUGCAUUAUUGAAAAUUGAAUAUUAUGUAAAAAUAAGAAAAAUUACACAAAUAACAUUGUU
Molecule: messenger RNA, 3037 nt
Organism: Penaeus monodon (black tiger shrimp)
Lineage: Eukaryota; Metazoa; Arthropoda; Malacostraca; Decapoda; Penaeidae
Source: RefSeq, a predicted model, not a curated record